CUAUCUAAAUUUGCAGGGAUAAUAUUUGGCACUGAGUCGUUACUUCUAAAAUGAAUUACUAAUGUCAGUAUUAAGAAUACUAGUAAUAUUGAGCAUAGUUGGAUAGCAGUGGUUAAGAGUUUAUCCUCUGAAUGCUCUUAAGUAAAAGCUUUGAGUUGCCUAAUGCCCAAGUAUAGGUCCGGGAACUUUGAUAUAUAUAUAUGGCUAUUGUUCAUGUAAUAAAGCUGCUUGUAUUCGUAUGUUGUUUCAUGAGUAAACAUGGUGUUGCAACACUUGAACAUGACAAAUGCAGUGUGACAUGGUGCCGGAGGGGAGGAACCGAAAUUCGGUUCCCUUUCCACCGUAUCAAUCACGAAAAAGAUAAGCAACUCCGGUCCAAAUACUGCGGCGUUCCUGGCUUUCAACUCUCUUGCAGUACCUCUGAUCGUUCUAACAAUUUCCCCGUACUCAAAUUUGAAUACCAGGUCAACACCUCUCUCCCGGGAAUCCAUCUCUCGUUUUCUGUUGAGGCCUAUGUCGAUUCCAUCGACUACAAAUCACAGCAACUCCACUUUUUUACCAAGUCGAACAAUAUCACACAACACUAUGGCUACUACCUUCCUAAUUCUCCUUUUAAACAUUUGAAGUUGAGGGAAUUUCCAGUUGAUGAUCCCCGGUACUUAACAGACUAUACCUUCUACAGAUGUUCAGCGACGAUAAGUGACAUAGGCACAAUUGAUCAUAUUAUUGAAGAAGUCCCUUCUCUAAGUGGUCAUGAUUAUCAAGUCUAUGUGGUCUAUUCUCACUUUAGAACCGUAGAAGCGCUUCUAACAUGGUGCACCAAGUUGUACAAUGUUUCACGGACCCCGUUCUUCGGGGGAGGAUUGUCUUGGUCUUGGCCUAAUUGUAGACAUUGUGAAGGCAAAGAUCAGUACUGCAAAUUCAAAGCAAACAGCUCUACUAAUACAGAGUGCUUCCCCGUACCCAAAGGUCCUUCAUCGCAUAGACUUCUGGAAACAGGUAAAGUUGGAGGGAUCUUAGUCCUCUCAUUUAUGCUUGUGGCUUUUUGUUAUGCGAUAUACUUGUAUAAACAAAAGAAAAAUUACCAGCAGAAGAUUGAAGUGUUUUUGGAGGAUUACAAAGCUCUUAAGCCCACAAGGUACUCUUAUGCUGACAUAAAAAAGAUAAGCAAUCAUUUUAAAGUCAAAUUAGGGGAAGGAGGUUAUGGUUCAGUGUUCAAGGGACAGCUCUCAAACGACGUUCCAGUUGCAGUUAAGAUCUUAAAUGACAAGGCUGAUGCGAAAGGAAGUGGAGCAGAUUUUAUAAACGAAGUUAGCACUAUAGGCUUAAUCCACCAUGUGAAUGUGGUUCGCUUGGUUGGAUAUUGUGCUGAUGGUUGUAGGCGAGCUCUUGUUUAUGAGUUUCUCCCAAACAAUUCCCUGGAAAAUUAUGUCUAUUCUAAAGAGAAUCGUAGAAACGGCUUCCUUGGUUGGCAAAAGAUGGAAGAAAUUGCUUUAGGGAUCGCCAAAGGAAUUGAGUAUCUUCACCAAGGGUGCGCCCAACGAAUCCUCCACUUUGAUAUCAAGCCCCAUAACAUCUUGUUGGACCAAAAUUUUAAUCCUAAAAUCGCUGAUUUUGGUUUAGCAAAAUUGUGUAGCAAAGGCCAAAGCAUAGUCUCCAUGACAAUGGCUAGAGGGACAGUAGGCUAUAUUGCACCAGAAGUUUUCUCUAGGAAUUUCGGAAAGGUAUCAUCCAAGUCAGAUGUUUAUAGCUUCGGGAUGUUGUUGCUUGAAAUGGUUGGAGCAAGGAAUCAUACUUUAACAGAAACAGAAAACACAAGCGAAGUAUAUUUUCCUGAGUGGAUUUUUCGUCAGCUUGAGCAGGAAACGGAGACCAGGAGUCAGAUUGAGGAAGACGGUAAGAGCAAGAUAGAAAGGAAGCUAAAAAUUGUGGGACUUUGUUGCGUGAAUUGGCAUCCAGCAGACAGACCUUCAAUGAAACAUGUGAUCCAAAUGCUCGAAGCUGAAGACUGCCCCGCCAUGCCUCCAAAUCCAUUUAGCUCAACAAGUUCGAGAAAUGCAUUCUCAGCAGCUUCUGCUAGGCCAUUCGCCAACGAGCUUGAAGUUAUUUCAGAAUCAGAGUGAUUACAAGUUGAAUAAAGGGGCCGAGUACUUGGCCACUAGGUACAUAUAAGGUGUAAUAUAUAUUUGGAAACUGUUAAUGCAA
This is a messenger RNA of Daucus carota subsp. sativus, 2205 nucleotides long. Its product is annotated as rust resistance kinase Lr10. Gene Ontology annotation, biological process: protein phosphorylation. The transcript is spliced from 3 exons. The coding region runs from base 201 to 2123 and encodes 640 amino acids. The record is from RefSeq and is a predicted model, not a curated record. Lineage: Eukaryota; Viridiplantae; Streptophyta; Magnoliopsida; Apiales; Apiaceae. Gene Ontology annotation, molecular function: polysaccharide binding; ATP binding; protein kinase activity.